Exophiala spinifera is the source of this 1230-nucleotide messenger RNA. RefSeq lists its product as uncharacterized. The coding region runs from base 1 to 1230 and encodes 409 amino acids. The record is from RefSeq and is a predicted model, not a curated record. Lineage: Eukaryota; Fungi; Ascomycota; Eurotiomycetes; Chaetothyriales; Herpotrichiellaceae. The transcript has a single exon. Gene Ontology annotation, molecular function: hydrolase activity, acting on ester bonds.
AUGGCUGAGGACCGUGAAGACCGUGCUUCACGAUUAUGUGAGCGUGGAUUUGAGAUGGGAUAUGCGCAUUCCUCAGAAAAGUCAGCCGAUCAACCUCUUCUAUUGAUGUCCGACAAAUCGCCAGAGGGGUUCUUAUACAGACAUCCGCGGUCAAGCCGACGCACCUGGAUCGCUUUGGUGGUAACCAGCUUAUUCCUCGUCGCUAGUGUGUUCGCAGUUCUCAUGGUACGCCAAAUAAAGCUUUUCGAAGAGCGUCGUUGGAACAUAAAGAACUUCAGGUCAUUCAUCACCUUUGGGGACAGUUGGACAGGCGAGAGCAGAUACGAGUAUUUCUACGCCCACAACUCCACAUUACCUGAACCAGGCACUCUUUUGGGAGAGAAUCUUCGAACAAUUGUUGGCGGCAGAGUUUGGGCUCGUUAUGUUGUUCAGUAUGCUGGUUCAUCAGACCCUAUGCAGUGGAAACCCCAAAUCACCCUAUACAAUUACGCUUUCGGUGGCUCAUGGUGUUCGGAUGAACUCAUUGCGAGAGGCCCAAAAGGGGUAUCAGUGUUGGAAGGAGGAGUACCAUCUUUCAUUCAUGAUAUGAACGCCACAAGGCUCGACACCACAGAGCCUUUCUUUCAACCACCAAUUACGCCGUCUAAUGCUGUAUUCGCACUCUGGAUCGGUGUUAACGACCUUGGAAUGUUCGCGUACCUCUCAGAUGAUCAGGUGUAUGGAAAAACGCUACUUGACUUUACAGAAUGCAAUUUUAGGUCUUUUGAUGCAUUGUAUGCCGCUGGGGCAAGAACUUUUGUUCUGAUGAAUACGGCGCCUCUACAAUUAGCUCCAGCCCAUGCGAACACGACGUCGAGUGGCGGAGAGAGAAUAAAGGACUCUUGGAUGGCGGGUCGGGAGCUAUCCAUGACCGAGGCUAUCAACAAUAUCUUCAGAUACCAGACGCUAUACGAAUUCACUGUGUCUAUGAGGUAUCCAGGGGCCAGGGUUGCUCUUUUUGACGUCAAUUCUCUAUUGACCCACCUAUAUUAUAACCCAGGGCUCUAUCUUAAUGGCUCUGCAGCGCCAAAUGUGACAGGUUUCUCUAUCGAGACAGAAUAUGGUGCUCAAAACCCAGACAGUUUUAUGUGGCGCAAUAACCUUCACCCAUCUGAACAAACAAGUCGAAUUAUCGCCGCCGAGUUUGUGAAGGUUUUAGACGGCAAGUCUACCUAUGCUCAAUAUUGGUGA